UCAAUGGAUAUACAAUAAAAGAUUGCCCAUUAUUAUGAGACUGUUCUAUCCAAAACUCAUCUUAGAACUCUACUUGAUAAUGAUGAGAGAAACAAACAUUUGGUAACAUCAUAUGAUGGAAUUUUAUUGGAUUAUUCUCAUGAAAAAGUAGAUGCUGAAUUGAUUACAUAAUUUUAAUAAUUAGCUGAAAGUACAAACCUAUUUGGAACUCUUUAAGAUAUCUAAUCAGGAGUAUUGUAUUCAUUAUAAAUAGAUCAAAUUUAAUUCCACUGAAAAUAGAGCAGUAUUACAUACAGCUUUAAGAACACCAGAAGCAUAAUAAGUUAUAGUAGAUGGACAAAAUGUUAUUCCAGAUGUGUACAAUAUUUUGAAUAGAGUUAAAACAUUUACAGAAUCUGUUCGAUCUGGAACAUUUUUAGGAUACACUAAAAAAUAAUUGUUAAAUACAGUUGUUAUUGGAAUUGGAGGAAGCUAUUUGGGAAUAGAAUUCAUAUAUGAAGCCUUAAGAACACAUCAUGAAGGACAAUUAAAAUCUAAAGGAAGAUAAUUAAGAUUUUUGGCAAACGUUGAUCCUGUUGAUACAAUAAGAGCUUUAUAAGGUUUAAAUGUAGAAGAGACUAUUUUUGUUAUCAAUUCUAAGACAUUUACAACUGCAGAAACAAUUAUGAAUGCAAAAGUAUGCAGAAAUUGGAUUUUAGAAUAAUAUAAAUUGUUGGGUCAUGAAAAUGAAAAAGUAUUUAUAAUUAAAUAAAAAAGGAAAUAUUAGAAUCACAUUUAACAGCUGUAUCUACAAAUUUGGCUGAAACAGGCAAAUUUGGAAUUAAUGAAUAAAGAGUAUUUGGAUUUUGGGACUGGGUUGGAGGUAGAUAUAGUGUUACUAGUGCUAUUGGAGUUUUACCAUUGAGUCUUUAAUUUGGUUAUGAUUAUAUUGCUUAAGUCUUACAUGGAGCUCACUCUAUUGAUUAACAUCUUGUAAAUGAGAAAUAAGUAAAUAAGAAUCUACCUGUUCUUUUAGGAUUAUUGGGAUGGUAUAGAGCAAGUAUCUAAGUAAAUAAUAUAUAAUUAUAUUAGAAAUAUCAAGCUUUGGCUUUGAUUCCUUAUGCAUAAUGCUUAUUAAGAUUUCCUGCACAUGUUUAAUAAGUUCAUAUGGAAAGUAAUGGUAAGACAGCACUUGUUUAUCCUGAUAAACAUGAAUAAUAUUUAAGAUCUGCUUGUCCAUUUAUUUUUGGAGAACCUGGAACAAAUUCUUAACAUUCAUUUUUCUAAUUGAUUCAUUAAGGCUCAUAAGUUAUCCCUUGUGAAUUUAUAGGUUAUGCAAAAUCUUAAGCUGAAACUGGAGCUACUAAUCCAGCAGCUGUAAGAGAUUAACAUGAUGAAUUAAUGUCUAAUUACUUUGCUUAAGUUGAUGCUUUGGCAAGAGGAAAGACUAAGGAAGAAGUUAUAGCUGAAGGAGUAAAAGAAGAAUUAUAACAUCAUAAAGUAUUCCCUGGAGAUAGAUGUAGUUUACAAAUUCUAUUUUAAAAUGAAGCCAAUCCAUAUAAUGUAGGAUAAUUAUUGGCUCUCUAUGAACAUCGUGUACUUGUUGAAGGGUAUAAAUAUAUAUAUUUAUAAAAUUAGUAUUCUUUGGGGAAUUAAUCCAUUUGAUUAAUGGGGAGUUGAAUUAGGAAAGGUUCUUGCAAAAAAUGUUAGAUCAGUUCUAUUAAAAAAUGUUGAAAAUCAUAACAAUUUAGAUUUUACAGGAUUUAAUGCUAAUAGUGCUACCAAAAAUCUUAUUAGUCAUUAUAGAGCAUUUUAAGGAAAAUAAUGAU
Molecule: messenger RNA, 1808 nt
Organism: Paramecium pentaurelia
Lineage: Eukaryota; Ciliophora; Oligohymenophorea; Peniculida; Parameciidae
Source: the annotation of a GenBank genome assembly